AUGGCUAAUAGCAAAUACGAAUACGUUAAGUCCUUCGAGGUUGAAGACGAAGUAAUGCCACCCAAUCUCAUCGUAGUUCGAAUAGACGGACGCGAUUUUCGUAGAUUUUCUCAAGUUCAUGAGUUUGAGAAACCAAAUGAUAAGAAAGCCUUAGAUUUGAUGAACCAAUGUGCUAUGGCUGUUGUAGAGGAGUAUCCUGAUGUUGUCUUUUCGUAUGGAUAUAGCGAUGAGUACAGUUUUGUUUUGAAGAAGACAUCGAAAUUUUACCAGAGGCGAAGCAGCAAAGUCUCAUCCGUCGUCGUAUCAUUCUUUUCUGCUGUAUAUGUCACAAAGUGGAAAGAAUUCUUUCCCUGUAAGGAGUUGAGAUAUCCACCUUCGUUUCGUUCUCGAAUUGUAUGUUGUGCAUCCAUAGAGGUUCUUCAAGCAUAUCUUGCAUGGAGACAAAAAGAUUGCCAUGUUCAAAAUCAGUAUAAUACUUGUUUUUGGGAGCUUGUCACAAAAGGUGGAAAGACUGAAAUGGAAGCACAAGAAAUUUUGAAGGAUCAUAAAGAACAAGACAGAAAUGAACUUCUCUUUCAACAGUUUGGUAUUAACUACAAUGAGUGUCUUGCAUUGUUUCGUCAGGGAACUUGUAUUUUCAAGACGCAGGUGGAAGAUGUCGUGAAGUACAAGAAGGAUGGAACUCCUGUGAAGAGGUUGCGGAGAAAGGCUAGUGAUUUCCGCUCGGAGAAUAUAACUGGGAGAAGCUUUUGGAACGAACAUGCAAGUCUUCUUAAAGAGCUGGGAGGUUUCUCUGAGGACUGUGUCAAAAUAAACCCUGAUUACAUCAGAUCUUUUCUAUUUGACAGCAAGCUGAUGCCAUCUACUUGGAUUGUAAUUAGAAUAGAUGGCUGCCAUUUUCACAGAUUUUCUGAUGUUCAUGAAUUCAAUAAGCCUAAUGAUAAGCAAGCUCUGGAUCUUAUGAAUUUAUGUGCGGUGGCUGUGUUAGAAGAGUUUCAAGAUAUUAUUUUCUCUUAUGGAGUCAGUGAUGAGUACAGCUUUGUUUUGAAGAAGAAUUCUCAGCUCUAUCAAAGGCGAGCCAGUGAAAUAGUUUCUGCCAUUGUAUCCUUUUUCUCUUCGAUGCACGUAAUGAAAUGGAAAGAUGUCUUCCCAAUGAAAGAGUUGAAGUACCCUCCAUCUUUUGAUGGACGGGCAGUAUGUUAUCCAUCAGCUGAAAUUCUUCGAGAUUAUCUGGCAUGGAGACAAGUUGAUUGUCACAUCAAUAAUCAGUACAAUACCUGUUUCUGGAGUCUUGUUAAGUCUGGAAAGUGCAAAAGUGAAGCUCAAAGUUGCCUGAAGGGUACUCAAGCACGUGAGAAGAAUGAAUUGCUGCUUAAAGAGUUUGGUAUCGACUAUAACACGCUGCCACUCAUGUUUCGGCAGGGUUCUUCCGUUUUCCGGGUUAAGACAGAGAAGACCUCAAUGCUGGAGAAUAGCACUUCUGUUGGAAAAGCUCAAACUAAAAUAGUUACCGAGUACUGUAACAUAAUUGAGCAGAGUUUCUGGGAAGCAAAUGCAAGCAUCUUGGAUUAGAAGCUCCAAGAUGCCCCAACAAUGGAGGGCCCUGCAAUCCUAAAGAAAACCUUUUGGUGGUCUUGUGUAAUUCCAACAAGUUUAACAAAAUUUUUAACUUUAUCCCAUUUUUGUAUUAUAGUAUUAGUAUUGAACAUUUGUAUUAUAAUUUUUAAAAAAUUUUAAAUCUAUAUAAUAUCAAAAUUAAAGUUUUUGUCUUAA
Molecule: messenger RNA, 1773 nt
Organism: Theobroma umbraticum
Lineage: Eukaryota; Viridiplantae; Streptophyta; Magnoliopsida; Malvales; Malvaceae
Product: tRNA(His) guanylyltransferase 1-like
Biological process (GO): tRNA modification
Molecular function (GO): tRNA guanylyltransferase activity; magnesium ion binding
Source: RefSeq, a predicted model, not a curated record